Molecule: messenger RNA, 1437 nt
Organism: Plasmopara halstedii
Lineage: Eukaryota; Oomycota; Peronosporomycetes; Peronosporales; Peronosporaceae
Product: reverse transcriptase
Exons: 2
Coding region: 1-1437 (478 amino acids)
Source: RefSeq, a predicted model, not a curated record
AUGAUUGAUUUGAGUGUGCUGUCGGGUAUUACACCAGGAACAGCUUCCGCUGGGAAAUUGAUUGCUGUUGAUUCUAACAGAGACAUCGCAAACAUUAAUAAUCUUUCAGCAUCGCAAUUAACAGGAACUCUUCAAACAGCUGCACAGCCUAACAUUACAUCAUUAGGAACAAUUUCAUCAACACUCAAUAUUAGUGGAUCUACUCCUAUAACUUGUAAUAACUCCCUGUCGAGUAGCACGUGCUCAUUAUCUGUUGAUUCUGUAUCUGGAGAUCAGACAUUUGGCAGUACAACAGCGAAUAAGUUUCAUUUGAGAACAAAUGGAAAUAGAAAAAUAACGAUAGGAUCCACUGGUUUAGUAGGCAUUAAUAAUCCAUCUCCUGCUAAACAAUUAGAUAUCAUUGGAUCAACAGCUUUGACAAAUGCUCUAUAUCAAAUUAGUGAUGGAACAGUUGUAUAUCAGCAGUGGUUUGAUGGGACUCAAUGUUGUCUUCAAACAUUUAGCAAUCAUCCGUUAACUUUUGCCACGAAUAAUGCUUCAGUGCAAAUGUCAAUAUUAACGAAUGGAAAUGUAGCUGUUAAUAACACAUUGACAGCUACGAAUAUAUCCGCUUCAACUUUAUAUGGAACACUUCAAACAGCUGCUCAGCCAAAUAUUACAUCGAUUGGAACUUUAACGACUCUUACAGCUACAUCAAUUACUGGAACGCUUCAAACCGCUGCUCAGCCUAAUAUCACAUCUCUGGGAACGUUAACUAGUCUAACAAGUAGCGGAACAAUCACUUCAAGUAGAACUACAAAUGGGCAAUCAUUCAAUUCCACGAAUGGAACAUCAACUUGUGUUUUGUUCCAUUUUAACAACGGAGAUGCGUAUUUUGGAACAUCUACAGCAAACAAUUUAGUAUUUCAAACAAGUAAUACAGAAAGAAUGACAAUUAGUUCAUCAGGAGCAGUAUCUGGAAUAUCAUCGCUAAGUGCUACAACAUUAACUGGAACAUUACAAACUGCAGCUCAACCAAAUAUUACAUCAGUUGGAACGCUUACUAGUUUAACAUUAUCUGGAGCUUUAAGUGGAAUUACAAAUAUAACAUUAUCAGGAACUAUUAGUGGAGGUACUUCAGUAUCGGCUACUUCAUUAACUGGAACAUUACAAACUGCAGCUCAACCAAAUAUUACAUUAGUUGGAACGCUUACUAGUUUAACAUUAUCUGGAGCUUUAAGUGGAGUUACUAAUAUUACAUUAUCAGGAACUAUUAGUGGAGACAAGUGCAUCUUUAGCGCAGAAGAGAUUUCCUUUUUAGGGUGCUUCAUUGGGAAGCGUGGUCUUCGAGCGGAUCUCGCUAAGGUCAAGGCCAUUGUAGAUUUGCCGGCAUCAAAGAACCAAAAGGAAUUGCGUAAGUGGCUUGGUCUUGCCAGUACUUGCACAAGUAAAGCGUAA